GUACAAAUAUCCUCUAUACAAUUAUUUUGUAUUCAAGUAUUAUCUUUAAAGUUCAACCUUUGGAAUAAAAGGUCAGUGAGAAGCCUAUAUUUUUCAUUCUAUUCGGGACCUGGGCUUGGAAUCAGUUGUGUUCUUCAAUAUCUGCAGAUUUUAUUCUGGUUUUAUAACUACGACUACUACCAUGGCUACCAAAACAGGACCACGCGUGGCAAUCAUCACCGGAUGUUCCUCUGGCAUCGGCCUCUCCGCGGCUGUGACACUGGCAAAGGACCCCGCUAAGGGCUACAUCGUCUACGCUACCAUGAGGAACGUGGCCAAGAAAGACAACCUGGAGAAGGCUGCAGGGGCGACCCUCAACAAGACCCUCUUCAUCAUCCCACUUGAUGUGACCAAACAAGAUUCCAUCGACAAUGCAGUCAAAGUGGUGUUCGAUAAGCACAAGCGUAUCGAUAUCCUUGUCAAUAACGCGGGGCAUGGCUCAUCGGGUUAUGUUGAACUUGUCAGCGAGCAACAGAUGCGUCAGUUGUUCGAUACCAACUUCUUUGGCCCAGUGAAUCUGAUGAAAGCGGUUCUUCCUAUAAUGAAGAAACAACGUUCAGGUCGCAUCAUGAACGUCAGUAGUGUAGCUGGUAUAACAGCAUGGCCUUUUGGAGAGAUCUACGCAGCCUCAAAAUACGCUCUAGAAGGUUUCACCGAGUCACUUUCUAUUGGCUACCGAGCAUUUGGUAUUUGGGUGAAUAGUAUCCAACCAGGUCCAGUGAGAACUGAUUUCAUUGCUAAUAUGGGAUCAGCUAAUAAUCAACCAGAGUUCCUCAAGCUCGCAGAAGAAAAGAACAUAGAUAAGGAGUCCAGAGAAAUUUGCCAGAAGGUCAUCCAACUCCUUGUUGCCAAUCCAAACUUUGAGAAAGAGAAUCAGACGCCCGAAGAAAUUGCCAAUGUCAUAAAAGAGUCUUUGGAGUCCAAGAAACCGCACCUGCGGAACCCCACCAGCCAACUCCGUUAUGAUUACGCCAAGAAAUACUUCGUGGAUCCCUACGGAGACGAAUUCUGUGAAACUAUCGUACCUCAUAUCAUCCCCGACUCACUCAAGAAGUAACUUUUUCAAGAAAUAUAUAUAUGUUUUCUUAUAUAUUUAAAUCCAGUCGCACAAUCGAACCCGCGGGAAGUUGCCAUUGAUUUAUUUCGAUUUAAAAAAUCAAUAAAUUGUAUUUAUUACAAGUGAAUGCUAUAGUAUACUUCAUUAAAUAAAUAUAUAUACCUUUAAAGGAGAAUGCAGAAUAUAUUGUAAUAUGUGGGUAAUUCAUUUCAAAUUAAAUUGGAGGCGGUGUAACAAAGGGAAAGAGGGAGCAGGUGCUUCUUAUUCUCGCCUCGUGUUUGAUUUUUUAAUGCCCCUUUUUAUUUCUCAAACAAUAGUAUGCCUAUAUAUUAACACCCAUGAUUUCUGCUGAUAAGUGAAUCUUAUCUUUUAAUGCUAGGUACACUAAUGAUAUUUAAAAAAAUCACGCCUCUUUAUAAUAAUAAUAAUAAAUACUUCUUGUAUAGCGCAUAUCACAAUAUGAAUAUUACGUCUCUAUGCGCUUCCAAAGGACUUUACACGACACAAGUAUCCCCCUUCGCCUCAUCCCUUCCCAUAAUCACUUAUCAGACUUGCCCCAUAUCUUAUUCAAUUUAAUAAAGCACAUUUUAUAUGGGCAUAGUUGGUAUAUUUAGGCACCACUAAAAAGAGAACAUUUCAAGGUUUCGAGGCCAGAUUUGCUAGACUUUAUCAUCAGGAUACCAUUUUCCUAUUAAUAUUAGGAUUUUGGUUGCAGGCUGACCCCUCCUCUUCUUUUAAUAUUUAACUUAUUUGCGAUCUAUGAAACACAAAGUAAUAUCUUUAAUCAUGCAAAAACAUAAAUUGAAUACCAAAACGAAUGUAGCUCCACUUGUUGUUUCUAUAAAUAUGUGUAUUAGUGUACUUUUGCUUGAACCUUUACCACAUGUUAUAACUCGAAUUUUCCUUUUAGCAUGUGAGGAAAAUGAAAAAAAAAACUGAAAAGUUAUAAAAUGUGAUUUGAAGUAAUGUAUUUCAACAAAAUAAAAUUUAGCUUUAAGGUAGACAUUACUUGAUGUAAUAAUGUCCUGUAGCAGCUCAUACAGGAAGCUAUACUGGGAUGUGAUACCUGAUGUAGUACUGAAUUACAUUGAAUUGUUAUUUUAUAAAAUAAAAUUGAAUUGUAAAUUUUAUAAAAUAAAAUUGAAUUGUAAAUUUUAUCACAUAAAAUUGAAUUGUAAAUUUUAUCACAUAAAAUUGAAUUGUAAAUUACUCAAAUUGUAACAAAAAAUAAAACUGGAAAAAAAAUCAUUUAUUUCAAUGUUUGCUGAAUUAUAUCUCUAUGCAUUAAUGGUCAAUGAAUGGUCUUUUACUUAGAAUUCUGAAUAUUUGUAACACUUUUGAGGACCCAUAAAUCAGGUGUGCAUCCAGCAUCAGAUCCUACAAAGCAUGUUCAUGGGCCCAAUUGUCUGGGGACAAUAGUGUCUCUAUUAUGCUUGUGCAUGGGCCCAUACAUUUCUUCAUCACAGUUGAUGUUGGAUAAGUUCAGGUAAAAGGUGAAAAUAACAUAGAAUGAUAGCAAUAAUAAUAAAAAUUAUUGGCUCUCCAUAUUCCAAAGAUUUAGGCCAUGGUUUUAUCAAACAUUGGCGGUUUUUCAUAUAUACAAAGAUUCAAAUGAAACUAAAAUCAAAAUUAAUUUCCCAAGAGCUGUAUAUAAUGCAUCACCAUUGUUUAGAUCAUUCUAAGGGGAGCCAUACACAUACUCAUCAAUGAGAUCAAUGAGUUUUGAAAAUAACUAUUACACUCAGUAACAAAGAUCACCACACUGUUUUUAUACGACACCAAUUAAUUCAUUUUAUUUACAGUAAUUCAUAGGAGGAAAAGAUAUAUUCCUUUGCAAACAUAAUCAUACAAAUAUAAAUCUAUUAUUUUCUGUUUGAUGUAUAAAAUCAAUGACAUACCACAUCAAUGCACACGCUGCAUUUCACUACAAAAUGUACAUGGACUUGUGAAACUUAUAUUAGGCAGCGACAGAAACCAAAGAAUUUAUAUAUUUUCAAGCAAGCAUUUAUAAAAUCAAACAUGAAAUGUCAGGAGAAAUUUGAAUAAAA
This is a messenger RNA of Lytechinus pictus (painted urchin), 3144 nucleotides long. Its product is annotated as retinol dehydrogenase 8-like. Gene Ontology annotation, molecular function: oxidoreductase activity. Bases 182 to 1096 code for a protein of 304 amino acids. The transcript is spliced from 6 exons. The record is from RefSeq and is a predicted model, not a curated record. Gene Ontology annotation, cellular component: cytosol. NCBI's taxonomy places the organism in Eukaryota, Metazoa, Echinodermata, Echinoidea, Temnopleuroida, Toxopneustidae.